Molecule: messenger RNA, 5642 nt
Organism: Entelurus aequoreus (snake pipefish)
Lineage: Eukaryota; Metazoa; Chordata; Actinopteri; Syngnathiformes; Syngnathidae
Gene: atp10a
Product: ATPase phospholipid transporting 10A
Exons: 21
Coding region: 250-4470 (1406 amino acids)
Biological process (GO): phospholipid translocation
Cellular component (GO): plasma membrane
Molecular function (GO): magnesium ion binding; ATPase-coupled intramembrane lipid carrier activity; ATP binding
Source: RefSeq, a predicted model, not a curated record
GCGCGGCCGCUCGACGGGCGGCGGCAUCCAUGUUACUUGUAGAUCCAAGAACGGGGGCGGGGCCUACCCGCCGUCUCAGCAUCCUUCCACAAGUGGGAGGUACAAAAAAAAAGCGAGAAGCCCAAACAACUUUUUCCGCGACGACGUUGAUGAAAAAGGCGAUGUUUGACGAAGGCGACUAGCGGUCGCGGAGAUGAUAACUUAGCCGCCCCGGCUUGUGGCGAAAGUGCGCGAAAAAGUUGCUCCGCCAUGGCGAGCGGGGUGGCUUCUAAAGUGAAGCGGAGGAAGAAGGGCAAAGAGUACAAGAGCAGGACCGUCCACGCCAACGCCGUGACGGGGGAGGAGAAGCCGCAGGCGGGCUACGCCGACAACCAGAUCAAGACCACCAAGUACACGCUGCUCUCCUUCCUGCCCAAGAACCUCUUCGAGCAGUUCCACCGCUUCGCCAACGUCUACUUCGUCUUCAUCGCCCUGCUCAACUUCGUCCCGCUGGUCAACGCCUUCCAGCCCGAGCUGGCGCUGGCCCCGGUGGUCUUCAUCCUGUCCGUCACCGCCAUCAAGGACCUGUGGGAGGACUACCGGAGGCACCGGUCGGACCAGGAGAUCAACCACAUGGACUGCCUGGUCUACGCCAGAUUGGAGCGCCGCUACGUGGAAAAGUUCUGGAAGGAAGUGCGCGUGGGCGACUUCAUCCGGCUGAGGUGCAACGAGAUCCUGCCCGCCGACGUCCUGCUGCUGAGCUCCAGCGACCCCGACCGCCUGUGUCACAUCGAGACGGCCACGCUGGACGGCGAGACCAACCUCAAGCAGAGGCAGGUGGUCCGCGGCUUCUUCGACCUGGAUUGCGAUUUCGACCCGUCCAAGUACAACAGCGUCAUCGAGUGUGAGAAGCCCAACAACGACCUCAACCGAUUCCGAGGAUACAUAAUCCACCGCAGCGGCCGAAGGGAGGCGCUGUACAAAGACAACCUGCUGCUGAGGGGCUGCACCAUCCGCAACACGGAGGAGGCGGUGGGCAUCGUCAUCUACGCAGGUCACGAGACCAAAGCCAUGCUGAACAACAACGGCCCUCGCUACAAGCGCAGCAAGCUGGAGAGGCAGAUGAACGUGGACGUCUUCUGGUGCGUGGUCAUCCUGCUGGUCAUGUGCUCCUUCGCCGCCGUCGGGCACGGCCUGUGGAUGUUCCAGUACGGCGAUAAGAGGCCCGUCUUUGAUGUCCUUAGUCCAGAGGGGACCGACUUAUCGCCCGUCCUGUCGGCCAUAUACCUCUUCCUCACCAUGAUCAUCGUCUUCCAGGUGCUGAUACCCAUCUCGCUCUUCGUGUCCAUCGAGAUCGUGAAGAUCUGCCAGGUGUACUUCAUCCACCAGGACGUGGAUCUGUACGACGAGGAGACCGACUCCCACCUGCAGUGCAGGGCUCUCAACAUCACCGAAGACCUGGGACAGAUGCAGUACAUCUUUUCCGACAAGACGGGCACGCUGACGGAAAACAAGAUGGUGUUCCGACGCUGCAACGUGGCGGGUGUGGAGUACUCGCACGAUGCCAACGCUCGGAGACUGGCCAUGUACCAGGAGCUGGACUCUGAGGAGGACGAGUGCACGUCCCACGGCGGCACUCUGCCCCGGCGAGACAGCGCGGCGAGCCACCACAGCGUGCGGGUGGUCCUGCGCUCCCAGAGCACCAAGUCCCACCGCAGGACGGGCAGCAGGGCGGAGGCCAAGCGGGCCAGCAUCCUGUCCAAACACACGGCCUUCAGCAGCCCCAUGGAGAAGGACGUCACGCCCGACCCUCAGCUGCUGGACAAAGUCAAUGAAUGCGGCGGUCAGGUGGACCUCAUGCGCUUCCACAGCCAGCCCGUGUCCCAGCUGCCCUCGGACCUCUCGGACAUCCUGGAUUUCUUCAUGGCGCUAACCAUCUGCAACACGGUGGUGGUGUCCUCGCCCGACCAGCCCCGCCACAAGGUCCGUGUGAGGUUCGAGCUCAAGUCCCCGGUCAAGACCAUCGAAGACUUCAUCAAACGCUUCACGCCGAGCCGUCUGACCUCGGGCUCCAACAGCAGCAGCUCUUCAAGCCUCAACCGCUCGUCCAACAAAGGAUGUUCCAGCGCGCUUUCCUCCCCCUCGGCCGAGAGCACCCUCACCAAGUUGGAGGAGGAGGUGGCGGCGGCGGCGGUUCACGGGGGCCUGCAGAGCGCCUUAAGUGCCGUACUGCCCUCUUACAACGAGAAGCCCCCGAGCACGGACCUUCGUUACGAGGCCGAGUCGCCGGACGAGGCGGCGCUGGUUUACGCCGCCAGGGCCUACAAGUGCUCCCUGGUCGGACGCCUCCCGGACCAGGUCACCGUAGACCUGCCCCACCUGGGGAAGCUGAACUUUGAGCUGCUGCACACUUUAGGCUUCGACUCCACCAGGAAGCGAAUGUCCGUGGUGGUCAAACACCCUCUGACGGACCAGAUCACCGUCUACACCAAAGGAGCCGACUCCGUCAUCAUGGACCUCAUCAAGACUCCCAACACAGGCGACUCCAAAGGAAAGCGUCAGAAGAAGAUCAUUUACAGGACCCAGAACUACCUGAACGUGUACGCCGCAGACGGCCUCCGCACGCUCUGCAUCGCUAAAAAGGUCCUCACAAAGGAGGAGUACGCCUGCUGGCUGCAGCGCCACCUAGAGGCGGAGACGGCCAUCCAGGGACGGGAGGAGCUGCUGUUUGAGUCGGCAUCGCGCCUGGAGACCAACCUCCAGCUCCUGGGUGCCACGGGUAUCGAGGAUCGUCUGCAGGACGGCGUUCCCGAAACCAUCGCCGCUCUGCGGAAGGCCGGCCUGCAGAUCUGGGUGCUGACGGGCGACAAACAGGAAACGGCGGUCAACAUCGCGUACGCCUGCAAGCUGCUGGACCCCGAGGAGGAGAUCUUGACUCUGAAUGCUGAUUCUAUGGAGGCGUGCUCCUCACUGCUGGAGGAGAGUUUACACUACAUCCAGGACAAGUUCCUCGCCGCCAACUCCCCCGCCUUUGAGAUCCGCCCCUCGCCGCCCUCCGCGUCCCACGCCGCGCCCGUCGCCGCGCACCGCCUGGGCCUGGUGAUCGACGGCCGCACCUUGGCCUACGCCCUGGACAAGAGCCUGGAGGACAAGUUCCUGGCGGUGGCGCGGAGCUGCCGCUCGGUGCUCUGCUGCCGCUCCACGCCGCUGCAGAAGAGCACGGUGGUGAAGCUGGUGCGCAACAAGCUGAAGGUCAUGACGCUGGCCAUAGGUGACGGGGCCAACGACGUCAGCAUGAUCCAGGUGGCCGACGUGGGCGUGGGCAUUUCCGGGCAGGAGGGCAUGCAGGCGGUCAUGGCGAGUGACUUUGCCCUCCCACGUUUCCGGUACCUGCAGAAGCUCCUUCUGGUUCAUGGUCACUGGUGCUACUCACGUCUGGCCAACAUGAUACUCUACUUCUUCUACAAGAAUGCCAUGUUUGUGGCUCUCAUCUUCUGGUAUCAGUUCUACUGCGGCUUCUCGGGCUCGGCCAUGAUCGACCAGUGGUAUCUCAUCUUCUUCAACCUCAUGUUCUCCGCCUUCCCACAACUCAUCACCGCCACCCUGGACAAAGAUGUGUCUGCAGAGACGCUGCAGCGCCUACCUCAGCUUUAUGUCAGCGGACAGAACUCAGAGGAGUACAAGCCAUACAUGUUCUGGAUGAACAUGAUGGACGCCUGCUACCAAAGUCUGGUCUGCUUCUUCAUCCCUUACUUUGCCUACGCCGACUCCGACGUGGAUCUGUUCACGUGGGGGACCCCCAUCACUACGCUGGCCGUCUUCACCAUUCUGCUGCACCUGGGCAUCGAGACCAAAACCUGGACCUGGAUGAACUGGCUGUCCAUCUGCUUCAGUGUGGCCCUCUUCUUCACGGUGGCCCUCUGCUACAACGCCUCCUGCCCCACCUGCUACUCCCCCUCCAACCCUUACUGGUCCAUGCAGAGGCUGCUCCAGGACCCCCUUUUCUACCUGCUCUGCCUCAUCACACCUGGAGCCGCCCUGCUGCCCAGAUUCUUCUACCGGGCGUGUCAAGGCACGCUGUUCCCCAGCCCGCUCCACGUCGGACGCCAGCUGGACAAACUCCCCGCCGAGACACGCAGGAACCUCCUGAGCCUGAGCGGGGUCGCGGCGGGGCCACAGGCGGGCCCCAAGCAUCCCGCCGCCUCGCCGGCGAUGCCCACGUCCUCCGGCGGGGCCGAUAACGGCGAGCGGACGAGUCCGGAGAAGAGUCUGUCGUCUCUGCACACGUCACUUCCUGCAAACAUGGACGCUCUUCUUUACGCCGCAGGGAAGUCUCCGCCCCCUCCCGCCAAAGACCCCCGGCUCCUCCACGAGACGCUGGAGCGGCCCGACGCCAGUCUGUCCGUGCGGAUCGCCCCGGCGGACGGCGGCCCGCACUGCGUCAAGUACACCAGGACCUCCGAGGGAAGACUGGAACGCGACACAGCGUGAAUAUUUGCACCAGCAAUUUUUUAUUGUCUUUUUCAAUUUGGUACUUUAUUUCACAAAGAUGCUUUUAUUUUGGCGACUGGAUGAUGUUUAUUUUUAAGGCAAAGCCUGCAUGAUGUGUUUUAUUUGUUAGUUUGACAUCUCAGUGCUGGUCGGCUCUCCAAGAGGCAGACUUCUCCUUCUGCUGCUGGAUUUGACCUUUUUUUUAUCUCUUUUUGUAUUGUGUGUUUUUAAAAAAUAGCACAAUCAGCACAAAGUCACAUGACCUCAGUACAAAGAGACACACUGAAAAGCAGAAAUAUUUACUGGAAUAAAGCUAAAUAAUUACAUGAAAGCCUGCAGGGUUAUAAAAAUAACUUUUUAACAGUUAAAAAUUUCAAAAAUUCUCACGCAAACUCAUAUUUUAUUGUUUAUUUCUCAUAAUAAUUCACUUAUGUCCUAUCCUUUUUUGCUUUUGAGUGUGGCUCUAAUACUUAGGAGAAAGAUGUCUUUUUAUGCAACCAAACAGAAAAAUGUAUUUGCAACCAAAAAAUAUAUAUUUCAACAAAAAAAAACAGAUUUGAUAUUAAAAAAAAAAAAAAAAACAUUUGUAAACAAAAAACUGAUCUGAAAUUAAAAUAAAUAUUUUCAAACAAAAAAUGGAUUUCAAAUUAAAAGAUAAAUGUUUAAAAACAAAAAUGAAAUGAAAAAUAUUUGUUUUUCCAAGCAAAAAUAGGUAUUUGAAAUUUUUAAACAAAAAAAAAAUGCAUUUUUAAUUUAAAGAUAAAAUACUUUCAGACAAAAAAAUGUAUUUGAAAUUAAAGAAAAUAUUUUCAAACAAAAAAAUGUAUUUGAAAUUUAAAAAUAAAAUACUUUCAAACAAAAAUCAGCUUUGAAAUUUAAAAUAUAUUUUCAAACAAAAAAUUUAUUUCAAAUUAUCCAUCCAUUUUCUACCACUUGUAUAAAAUAUUUAAAAACAAAACAAUAACAUUGAACUAUGAAUAAUCUUUUUUUAAACAAAAAAUGUAUUUGAAAUUUCAAAACAUUUUCAAACAAAAAAUGAAUUUGAAAUUUAAAGAACGUAUUUUCAAAACAAAAAAAUGGAUUUAACAUUUUUGAACAAAAAUGGAUUUCAAAUUAAAAAAUAAAGAUGUACAAAUAAAAGAUAAAUCUGAAUUUUUUUUUUUUUUUAAAUU